GUAGCUACUCGGAAUGUAUAUUUGAACGAACCAAACACCAGUAAAGCAAAUACAAAUCCACAACCGGAUUAUUUUUUAAAGUGCUUUAGCUCUGAUUGACUACAUUUUUGCUUUUUUCGCGGUCAUAAUGUCUGACGAGGAAGAGGACUAUAUGUCUGAUGCAUUUCUCAGUAAAAUACCAGAUGUGAAGCCAGGUGUCAGCAUGGUGAGGCGGUUAAAAGAAUCGAUAAAGAAGGAAACACAGCGCAUGGAAACAAACAUCAAAAACCGCCAGAAGACAUAUAAAGAACAAGAGAAGGAAAGCAGAGAGGCAGCUUUACAAAGCUCCAUUUGCAAUGAGAACAAGGGAUUUGCACUUCUGCAGAAAAUGGGUUACAAAGCUGGUCAAGGCCUUGGGAAGGCAGGAGCAGGAAGGGUUGAUCCAAUUCCUUUAAACAUCAAAACCGACAGAGGUGGAAUUGGAAUGGAAGAGGUGAAAAAAAGAAAAGCUGUGGAGGAACUUGAACAUUAUCGUCAGAAAGUACGAGCCAGACAACACAAUGAGACAAAGUCUCUGGAAGACUUUAGGUCAAGAGUAAGGACAGAGAGAGAGGAGCGGAAGAUUGAAGGAGAUCUCAGAAAGAGUCAGCGAGCCUGUGAGCAGCUUGACAGUCAGAAGGGCAUCAUUGUCCCAAGGGAAGACUGGUACUGGCCUAAAGUAGAAACUAAUGAAGAGGAGGAAGAUGUUGAGGAGAAAGAGGAAGAAGAAAAAGAAGAAGAAGAAGAAGAAAAAGAAGAGGAUGAAGAGGAGAUUGCUGAAUUGACCUCUUUUGACAAACUGCAAAUUUUGACAUCCUAUUUGAGAGGAAUCCAUUUUUACUGCAUAUGGUGUGGGACCACCUACAAUGAUGAAGACGACUUGUGCUCUAACUGCCCCGGGGACACAGCAGCAGAUCACGAUUAAAAUCAUUUAAAAAACAUAAUGAACUACUCUGAUAAGUAGUUAAGGAAAUAGUUGAUCACAAGUACGGAAAUAUGUAUUUAUUGUUCCCAUUUGAAUCUGUUUCCAUGUCCGGAAGAACAUCAAUGUUUAUUAUGUUUGUACGGUGGACUUUAUUUUUUUUAGAUCUACGUUUACUCCAUGGGAUAUUCAGCAUACCUUUUUUAUUUACCUUUUUAAAUGUUUAAAACAUGUUUCAAGAGCAAUUGAUUACCUGUGUUUUCAUUAAAUGUUUGAAGAUGUAUACUUUGUCAUCUUGUAUUUUCUUCAAACAACUUAAUAAAACAAUAAUAUAAUACAUUA
This is a messenger RNA of Eleginops maclovinus (Patagonian blennie), 1282 nucleotides long. RefSeq names its product G patch domain containing 11 (gene gpatch11). The record is from RefSeq and is a predicted model, not a curated record. NCBI's taxonomy places the organism in Eukaryota, Metazoa, Chordata, Actinopteri, Perciformes, Eleginopidae. Gene Ontology annotation, molecular function: nucleic acid binding. Gene Ontology annotation, cellular component: kinetochore.